Neomonachus schauinslandi (Hawaiian monk seal) is the source of this 2618-nucleotide messenger RNA. RefSeq names its product solute carrier family 37 member 1 (gene SLC37A1). Gene Ontology annotation, cellular component: endoplasmic reticulum membrane. The transcript is spliced from 20 exons. The coding region runs from base 390 to 1988 and encodes 532 amino acids. The record is from RefSeq and is a predicted model, not a curated record. Gene Ontology annotation, biological process: phosphate ion transmembrane transport; glucose-6-phosphate transport. NCBI's taxonomy places the organism in Eukaryota, Metazoa, Chordata, Mammalia, Carnivora, Phocidae. Gene Ontology annotation, molecular function: glucose 6-phosphate:phosphate antiporter activity.
CAACACGAGUGACAGCAUCCUUGGGGAUCGAUCGGAAAGCGCCCCACCUGCCGACCUCCAACCAUCGGGCUCUUUCUUCCUCUUUCCCCCACCUUCCGGCGCUCCCCGCCCUAGCAGCCUCCCGGCCGCUCCUGGUGACCCGGUGACCCGCGGGACCGUCCGGAUUUGCAUUUGAACGGAGGACACCGGAAAGCUCCUUUUCCCAGCCCCCAGAGAGCCGAGCCUCUGCCCGAAGGAAGAGGGCACGCGAGACCCAGCAGGACACCUCGACGCACCUUCCAGUCCACGGAGCUGCAGGGGCCAGAGAGAAAUACUUGGAGCCAGGGUUGAUCACCUAUGCAUGAAACAUCUCCUCCUGUGACCAGAGCUCCGUGGUCUGUGCAGUGUAAAUGGCUCCACUCCCUCCCGGCAUUCGCUUCAUCAUCUCAUUCUCCCGGGAUCAGUGGUACAGAGCCUUCAUUUUUAUUUUGACAUUUUUGCUGUAUGCAAGUUUCCACUUAUCCCGAAAGCCUAUCAGCAUAGUUAAGGGCGAGCUGCACAGGUACUGCCCUACCCUGCACGAGGGGCAGGUCGGAUUCAGCAGCUGGGGACAGAAAGCCAGUGGCUCCCCGCACCGCCAGCCAGCAUACAACGAGACGGACUGCAGCUGGGCCCCGUUCGACCAGGACAACUACCAGCAGCUGCUCGGGGCCCUGGAUUACUCGUUUCUGUGCGCCUACGCCAUUGGCAUGUACCUGAGCGGCAUCAUAGGGGAGCGCCUGCCCAUUCGGUAUUACCUCACGUUUGGGAUGCUAGCCAGCGGCGCUUUUACCGCCCUCUUCGGGUUCGGGUAUUUCUACAAUAUCCACAGUUUUGGAUUCUACGUGGUAACUCAGAUCAUCAACGGACUGGUGCAGACGACCGGCUGGCCCAGCGUCGUCACCUGCCUCGGCAACUGGUUUGGAAAAGGAAGGCGAGGUUUGAUUAUGGGGGUCUGGAAUUCCCACACGUCCGUGGGCAACAUUCUGGGCUCCUUGAUUGCUGGCUACUGGGUGUCCACGUGCUGGGGCCUGUCCUUCAUCGUUCCUGGGGUCAUCGUGGCAGCCAUGGGGAUAGUGUGCUUUCUCUUUCUCAUCGAGCAUCCGAAGGACAUUGCCUGCUCCUCCUCCCUGGCGGCGCCGAAGGGCUGUGAGAACGGCACACACAGAUUCCGACUGCAGAAGCAGGUCUUCAUGGACAACAAGAACAAGCCUCUGGACCCCGAGAUGCAGUGCUUGUUGCUGUCAGGCGGAAAGCACCCCGUCCAUCAGAACCACGUCCUUGUCCUCCCAGCUGAUGGCGGGGGCAGCACGGCCCCCAUCAGCUUCACCGGGGCCUUGAGGAUCCCCGGUGUGAUCGAGUUCUCCCUGUGUUUGCUGUUUGCAAAGCUGGUCAGCUAUACUUUCCUCUUCUGGCUCCCUCUGUACAUCACAAACGUGGAUCACCUGGACGCCAGACAAGCCGGGGAGCUCUCCACCCUGUUUGAUGUGGGCGGGAUCUUCGGUGGGAUCCUGGCAGGUGUGAUCUCAGACCGGCUGGAGAAAAGGGCCUCCACCUGUGGCCUGAUGCUGCUGCUAGCGGCCCCGACGCUCUACAUAUUCUCCACCAUCAGCAAAAUGGGCCUCGAAGCCACGAUCGCCAUGCUGCUCCUCAGCGGGGCCCUGGUCAGCGGGCCGUACGCCCUGAUCACGACUGCCGUCUCCGCCGACCUGGGCACGCACAAAAGUCUCAAGGGAAACUCCCAUGCCCUCGCCACUGUGACCGCCAUCAUCGACGGGACUGGGUCUGUAGGAGCAGCCCUGGGCCCUUUGCUGGCUGGGCUCCUGUCCCCGUCUGGAUGGAACAAUGUGUUCUACAUGCUGAUGUUCGCAGACGCCUGUGCCUUACUAUUCCUGAUCCGCCUCAUUCACAAGGAGCUGAGCUGCCCGGGGUCUGCGACCGCGGACCAAGUUCUGUUCAAGGAACACUGACCCCCUCGAGUCCCCUGGAGGGAGGCUGGGCCCGUCCCUCACAAACUGUCAAGGACACGUUCAAAUAAAGGAUCCUGUGUUGGAAAGAAUGAUGUACCCUUGCCUUUUGCACACACACCCGGAAAAGACACAAAAGCCAACCUGAGAAGUCCGGGUCCUCUUUUAGGCGAGCCGUGGCGCUCACGACAGCAGCAAGGAGGUGCGGGAAGUCUCCACGACGGAGCCUGGGACACACGGCGGGACAGGCAGGAGCCCCGGCAGCUGCUCGGGGCCAGGCGGGUGGCGCUCAGGGGAGCCGGGGUCUCUCAGGUGUCUCAGUCUAGAAUGGGAGAGCAGGUGAGCGCCGAGGCCGCAGUGGGCGCCAGAAUGCAGCCGGCGCAGAGCCCAGCCUCUGGGAGGAAACUGACGCCUGGAUCAGAACCAAGACGGAACUCAGAGCCGUCCCAUCACCCAGAAGACUUUCCCGGCACCUCGUCCUGCUCUGCACGGGCCUGAGCACCAGCCGGCGGGAAGUGAGCAGCCGAGAAGCCGUCCAGGCCUGCCUGGCAGAGGCCCUGGGAGCCCCUGGACACAUCUGGGGUCCGAGCUCCAAGGUGGCCACUGCUGCUGUCCUGCGGGUCUCGGGGAGGA